AUGGUAAAGCAGUAUAGCAAAGUGAAAAGCAGAUUCAAGCCUGACCAGUGCACCGAAAGUGCCUGGCUUCAAGUGAAGCGGACGGUCGCUUUGCUACUUAAUGACAAAGAAGGAGGGUAUUUCUGUGGUGGAUCUCUCAUCAGCAGUAGAUACGUGUUAACAGCUGCACAUUGUUUGGCGGAUGGACUUAUAUCAGCACAAGUGAUACUUGGAGCGCAUAACCUUCGUCGAUCUGAAUCUACCCAACAACUCAUUUCGAGCACAACGUUCAAACACCAUGAAAAUUUUAAUAAUCAAACAGGACAGAAUGAUUUAGGCGUUAUCUAUCUUCCAACACCAGCCAACCUCAAUCAGUACGUUCAACUGAUAGCACUUCCUAGUAGAGCUGACGUUUCGAAUAGUUUCGCAGGAUCGGAGGCAGUAGCAAGUGGUUGGGGAUUGUUUUCUAGUUCUUCUGACGAUCUGAGUGACGUAUUGCGAUAUGUCGACGUUCCGGUUAUAGCAAACGACGUGUGUCAAGAAAACUUCGGUUCGUUCAUUACCAACUCGAUAAUUUGUUCUGGAGGAGUGGAUAAAGGCAUUUGCUCUGGAGACUCAGGCGGACCUCUUGUCGUCAGUAAUCAAUUGGUAAAUAGAUAGAUAGAUAAUAGCUUUGUUAACAAAAUUGUUAUUCUUAUUUACAUUAGAUGUAUGUGUGUGUCUAAAGUAAUUCCUCCUCUCUAACUUCCACUUUUCUACUAUUGGUCCUUUUCCCUUUUCACCUUUUCUUUUUACUGUAUUUAAUUGUAUCUUGUGUUAUGUACGAGGUGGAACCCAAUAAUCAACCACUGAUAUAAUUAUAAUUAUAAGUAUUUAAUUGGUGUAGACAAUCGUAUACAGAAGAUACCAACGUAAUACAGAGAGCGGCCUUUCGUAUGUAUAUGCCCUUUCGACGGUCAGCACAGCUCUCCUGUGUUAUCACUUGAGACUAAUCUUCUUUGUCGACCUUGUAACAUACACAUACCCAAGAGCCGAUACAUUACAACUUCCUCUCCCUUUACAUAGUGUUUGCUUAUCUUAAUAUUAAUUUAUUUAUUAUCGAUUGCCCGCUGAAUAAGCGUUUUGACAAUCUAAGUGCCGAUACAUUACACCUUUCUAGGCAGUAGUCCAAAAAACUACUCGAGGAACCUGC
Messenger RNA from Agrilus planipennis (emerald ash borer), 1171 nucleotides. Its product is annotated as chymotrypsin BII-like. The record is from RefSeq and is a predicted model, not a curated record. Gene Ontology annotation, biological process: proteolysis. The transcript is spliced from 4 exons. The coding region runs from base 1 to 639 and encodes 212 amino acids. NCBI's taxonomy places the organism in Eukaryota, Metazoa, Arthropoda, Insecta, Coleoptera, Buprestidae. Gene Ontology annotation, molecular function: serine-type endopeptidase activity.